AUGAUUGCCCUACAAGGGCUUCACCACGAAGACUAUGCCGAUAUAACACUAGCCGACUUCCGACAUCUAAUGGACUACUUGAUAAGCUACCGAAACACGAAUGUUAGGGAAAGCGUCCUGGAUCUGCUACCACAUGCCCCAACAACUGUCCGCGGCGUGAAGAUUUGUUGUGACGGCGAAAUAAAUUUUCAUGGAUCAGAGCCCUUAGUUUCCGUUGAUGUCACCCGAGCAAACCGGAUCUCCUUAGGCAGCGGAUCCAUCUCACCGAUAUCUGUCUGUCUCGGAAUGCCUGUACGGUUCUGGAAGGACCCAGGCACCGAGUUCCCAUAUGGCCCGGCAGGAUGGGAGGGGGGCAUGACGGAUAAAAGCAAUCCUAAUGUUGCAUUCUUGAUGAUGGAAACUGAUUGUUCCAAAGAUGAGUGGGGCUGGGCGCCUAUGUACUGGAAUAGAAGGAUAGGAAAUGUCUGGGCUGUUCGGGAAGACAGGCGGGAUCUGGAUGUGAACGAUAUCGCAAUGAUGUGCCAUUUUGCGAGGCGCAAGCUACAGCCUAUGUUUGAAGACGUGAUAGAAUCGGGCUCGAGCUCAGUGAGUAGGCGGACGGUUUUGGAAUUCAUUACUUGGGACAAUAUGGUUACUUAUUGGGAUGAGACUGGCCUGCAUUAG
Molecule: messenger RNA, 663 nt
Organism: Penicillium mononematosum
Lineage: Eukaryota; Fungi; Ascomycota; Eurotiomycetes; Eurotiales; Aspergillaceae
Exons: 1
Coding region: 1-663 (220 amino acids)
Source: RefSeq, a predicted model, not a curated record